Messenger RNA from Peronospora farinosa, 2412 nucleotides. Lineage: Eukaryota; Oomycota; Peronosporomycetes; Peronosporales; Peronosporaceae. The record is from the annotation of a GenBank genome assembly.
AUGACAGUCUGUAUAUCUGAUUCAAAGCAGAACUCAUUGGCUUUUUCAAGUGUGGAAACCACGAGUAACGGCACCAACGUGUUUGGCCGUCGGCUGCUCGUUAGUGGUAGCGGUAGUGACGAUGGUUUUAUACAGCUGGAGAACGAAUUCCGUGGUGCUGUGGCUAUUUUUACGGUUGUGAAUGCAGUAUCCUUGCUAGGAUUCGCCUUCAUUCUCACCACGUACCUGCUGUUCCCGCCUGUGCGCAAGCAACACUCGUCACUGCUUGUCUGGGUGGCACUCAUGGGCAUGCUCUUUCAUGGCACUGUGCUAGCCCAGACUCCUGCAACCUACGGUGCUUGCUGCAAUACAGCCCCAAUUAUCCAGCUAGCGCUGCUCUCGCACGAGCUCUAUUUCUCCGCACUUGCAUUCAACUUUUACUUUACUACCAAGUACCCGUUCCGAUCGUCCAGGUGGCUUAACCCGAUCUAUCACGUCGCAGUCUGGGCCAUUAGUAUUACUGUCGCAAUCGUGGCUUGGCAAAUAGGUACGGGACGAGUCAGCUCCUAUGGUUUCUGCUGGUACGCGUCCGACUACGACGUCGCCAUUGACGACGGCGAGUUUAUCCUGUUGGAAAUCUUCUUUAUUCCGAUUUGCGCAGGGUAUUGUGUAAGUAUUGGCUGGUACAUCCUAGCUACUAAACGUGUGCGGCUCACGAUGGGGGGAAUUGCCAAAACCCGCACGAAUCUGGAUUCAAUGCGCAGCUUCUUGUUCUGGAGUUUUUCUCUGUGGAUGAUCGUGACGAUCCCGUACAUCUUGCGGCAUCGUCAUGUGGUCACAGACAAUUCUGCUGCAGAGAAAGCUCUGCGGUUCUUAGGACGUGUGUCAAUCUCGUUUUUAGGCACUGGUAGUGCAAUACUCUGGACGAAAUCGAUGAGUGUUUUCAAGACUUUCAAGCUGUGGCGUCAGCGGAACUGGGAUGACUACUUUAAGGUGUAUGAUGCCUCGUGGGUACUGCGUCGUGAAAUCUUAUACUUCGCCACAAAGGGCAUUCAGCUUGGUGCUAGCAGCGCUAAGGGUAUUCCAGAGAACGAUAGCAUUAACCCAAACGUGGAGUCUAUCUUUUCGUUUACGCAGCGCUCGGGUAUUUUUCCAUGGCAACUACGACUUGGAGCCGUUUCACAGGUGCCGGGCGUGCUCUCAUUUGAGCUAGAUGGCGCUUUGUCCGGUCAGAAAGCUAUCUUUCGUGACUAUGAGCCAGAAGUCUUUCAUGAAAUCCGACGAAUGUCUGGAAUUACCCGCGAGAGCUACAUUCAAUCAUUCAAGGGCAGCACGCGCGAGCGCUUUAGCGAAGGCAAGAGCGGGUCGUUUCUUUACUAUACAGGCGACCAGAUUUUCAUACUGAAAACGUGCACGCCAGCUGAGCAGAAGUAUCUUUUGUACAUUUUGCCCCAGUACAUGGCACAUCUGCGUCGAAACCCGAACAGCUAUCUAUGUCGCUAUGUGGGUUGCCACGAGCUGGUAAUGGAGCACCACUCGGUAAUGUUUAUCGUGCUUAGCAAUAUAUUGAACAACCCGAGCGUAAAUAUUGAUGAGCUGUACGAUCUCAAAGGAGCAUGGGUUGGUCGGCACCGUGGCGACUCACCUAGCGGUACACAGCGCGUGUGCAAAUUCUGUGGUCGCGAUUUUGUGGUAGGCAUGUCCGAGGAGGUGUGCUCUCAUAACCCAAAUGCUGGAUUUGGUCACUCGGAGUUUGUUGUCGGAAAAGAUCUGAACUGGUCAUGUCGACGACUUGGACUUCCUACUGACGUAGCUGACCAACUGGGUAGUCAGUUGUACGCCGACACAGAGUUUUUGCAGCGCAUGAAUUCGAUGGACUACAGUCUGGUGAUUGGUUUGAGCCGACACAAGGCCGUUUCAAGUUCCAGUGGCGAUGGAACAGUACUGUCACAGAGUGGUGGUCCACCUGUGAAGGGGAAGCUGUUUGUGAACGGAAAUAGUGGUGACGAGGGAAGCUACAUGGAGUCAUCGAGCCCCAACGGUGCUACCCUCCAAUGUCUUAGCCGCCCUAGGGAAAACGCGACAACGUUUUGUGCUGACGCGUGUGUCGUGAACAUGGGCAUCAUUGACAUUUUAACCCCGUGGUCUUGUAAAAAGAGCCUCGAGCGGUGGAUGCGUGUGCGACUGCAAUGUCGCGACGCGAAGGGAAUUUCGUGCAUAAAGCCCAUCCCAUAUGCUGAUCGCUUCCGUCGCAACGUGAUCGAUACUGUCAUCUUUGGUCGCCGUCUAGGCUCUAAGCGACGCCAAGCGGAAAAAAAGCAAGGAGAGUCGAUUAUGGUGGAUUUUACGAGCAUAUCCAUGGACGUGAAUUUUUCUAUGGACAUUGCGAACCUAUCGAUGGAUACUACGUCGAAUCUCUCUAUGGAGAUAUAA